AUGUACUCUCAAGAGGAUCAUAUAUUUCAGCUGUGUAGCACCGAUUUAUGUGUCAGUUAUGUUCCAGUUAUAAAUCAAAGUGUUCUGGUAACACACAUAGUUAAUUAUGAGGACUAUCUGCAGAUGCAGGCUUCUCCACUUCAAACGAGUCAACCAACUCCAACUGAAGAACUUCAUACAGUUGGCUAUGUGUUUACAAAUGAUGGGCAACAAACAAGGAGUGAUGAAGUAAAUCAGGUUGCAACAGGGCAUCAAAGCAAAAAGAAACGUUCGAGAAAAUCCAAGAGACACUCUUCAUCUAAGAGAAGGAAGAGUACGUCAUGGUGGUUAAACAAACAGGAAGAUGCUUCAGUCACUCACAACGUCUAUGAAGAGAAGAUAAAUAACAACCAACCAGCACCUGAUAACGUCUUGUCAACUGCUCCACCAUGGCUUCAUGAUAUGGCAGCAGCUGGAAUUUCAUCCACAAGUACCAGGGAUCUGUAUGCUACCGUCACUCACAGUGUCUGUGAUGAGAGGAUGGAAAAUGACCAACUGCAACUGAACAAUGUCUUGUUAACUUUUCCACCAGGGUGUGUUAACAUGGCAGUAGCUGGUUUUCCGGCCAUGAGUCCUAGGGAUCUGUAUGCUACCAUCAAUCACAAUGUCUAUGAAGUGAGGAUGGAAAAUAACCAACCACAAUUUAAUAACGUCUUGUCAACUGUAAAACCAGGGCAUAUUAACAUGGCAGCAGCUGGUAUUCCAGCUAUGAGUACCAAGGAUGCUGUAGUCAAUCUCAAUGUCCAUGGAGAGAAGAUAAAUAAUGGUCAGCCAGCACCUGAUAACUUCUUGUCAUCCGUUACACCAGGGCUUAUUAAUGUGUCAGGAGAUGGUGCUACUGUCACUCACAAUGCCCAUGAAGAGAAGAUGGAAAAUGGCCAAAAAGCAGCUGAUAAUAUCUUGUCAGCUGUUCCACCAGGGCUUAUUAAUACGUCAGAAGCUGGUAUUCCAGCCAUGAGUACCAAUGAUCUGUAUGCUACCAUCACUCACAAUGUCAGCGAAAAGAAGAUAAAAAACAGCCAACCAGCACCUGAUAACUUCCUGUGCACUGUUACACCAGGGCUUAUUAAUUUGGCAGGAGCUGGUAUUCUGGCCACGAGUACGAGGGAGGCUCUAUGACACCACCACACUCACAAUGUCCAUGAAGAGAAGAUGAAAAACAAGCACCUGAUAACUCCUCGUCAACAGUUCCACCGAGGCUUAUUAAUCUGUCAGGAGCUGCUCAACUUUUUCAUUUGGAUUCCAGAUGCUACUGUCAUUCACAAUAUUCAAGAGGAGGAGAUGGAAAAUGGUCAAAUGCCUCCUGAUGGCUUCCUGUCAAAUUCUGCUCCACUAGAGCUUAUAAAUAUGACAGGAGAUCAUAUGCCACCCAACGCAUUGGAUUCUUUCUCUUACGACUUCACUAGUCUCAGCAGAGAGGAGCUGCUUUACAAACAUGAUAGUAAUUAAUUUGGGGUAGGCACCAAAAACUACAGUGUCUCUGAAGGUGACCCACCAGUCACAGCAAUGUCUUCAGUGGAAACUCCACAGAUAUCUCCUGCCAUGGCAAAUAAAAUUAAUCAAGAUAUAAAAUGUCAAUUAAUGAAAGAAGUUCAAAGGUUUGGGCAAAAUUAUGAAAGAAUUUUCAUUUUGCUUGAAGAAGUACAAGGAUCUAUGAAAGUCAAGAGACAAUUUGUUGAAUUUACCAUCAAGGAAGCAGCAAGGUUUUAAAAAGUUGCCUUAAUUCAGCAACUCAAGAAGGUGCUUAAAGAAAUAGAUUCCCACUGCCGUCUCAGAAAAGUUAAGCAUAGGAGAAAAAAAAAUUGUGUUAGUGCAAAGACCAAGGAGAAACAAGGACACAUGCUGUAG
This is a messenger RNA of Pongo pygmaeus (Bornean orangutan), 1887 nucleotides long. Its product is annotated as putative SAGE1-like protein. Gene Ontology annotation, cellular component: integrator complex. The record is from RefSeq and is a predicted model, not a curated record. NCBI's taxonomy places the organism in Eukaryota, Metazoa, Chordata, Mammalia, Primates, Hominidae. Gene Ontology annotation, biological process: snRNA 3'-end processing.